This is a messenger RNA of Arachis stenosperma, 1395 nucleotides long. RefSeq lists its product as uncharacterized. The transcript is spliced from 6 exons. Bases 390 to 794 code for a protein of 134 amino acids. Lineage: Eukaryota; Viridiplantae; Streptophyta; Magnoliopsida; Fabales; Fabaceae. The record is from RefSeq and is a predicted model, not a curated record.
UCCUAAAUCCUCUUGCUGCCCUUCAGCUGCCACCCCUCUCCCUCACCCCUCACCCCUCACCCCUCACUCACGCAUGCACACACUCCCUCUUCACACAACACACACGGGCAAUUUUUCCCCCCACCCACGCCGAGAGAGAAGAGAAGAACAGAGGAGGGAGAAGCUGCCCAGCCGCGGUCGCCGUCCAUGGAGCUGUGAGGAGCGCCGCUGCUGUCGCGCGCCAGAGGAGAGGAAGAGAGAUCGGGAAGAGAAAAAAGGACAGGGGGAGAAGGAAGCACGCGACGGAGAAGGGGGCGCUGCUUGCGCAGCUACACCUCGUCGUCGUCGCUGUUGGGGCUGCUGCGGGGUGUGCCGUCGCCGUCGAACUUGGUGGAGGAGAGAGGAACGCCAUGGUCAGAGAGAAGAAGGAGGUGCUGCCCGCACCGCCGUUCAUACCUGUCAUUUCUCGAGCUCACCGUCGCUGCGUCUUCAAGGAAAGGGUCUCUCUGGAAGAACUUCCUUCCGCCAUUUCCUCCUUGACUCACCUCACUGACAUGGCCAACCUCUUUAGUCUUCAAGUCUGGGCAGGUUUUGGAGAGAGAUCUCGUGAUGGGAACAAAUUUGUUGUGGCUGAGAGACCUGUAAAGCAGGUUCGACGAAAUUUCUGCACUGAAACAGAAGAUGAUAUCGUUGAAGAACGUUCUCUAUCAAACUUUGCUGGGGCAGAGAACGAAGAUCAAAGGGUUCUUGUCCCUUAUUUGGGGUCUUUACCCAGUGUUUAUGAUAGAGCACGGGAAUUGUUUUCUAUUAUUUAAAAGGUGGGCAAGUUGAUUAUGGUGAAGAACACAGCAAAACUUGCGGACACUCACAGUUUGGACGAAUCUACGAAACAGGGCAUUACCCAGACUGGGACGAGGAACAUCCUAUUCACUUUGUUGGGCAUUCAGGUGGAGCACAAGUUGUGUGUGUCUUGCAACAAAUGCUUGCUGAUAAGCUUGUUGCUCCUAAUCCAUGGGUUGUGUUACAUGUGAUAUAUGGUUAAUAUAUUCUGCAUUUCUUUUUUAAUAUUAUUAUUUCCAAGCAUUUAAGGGUUAUGGAAACACCUCUGAGAACUGGGUAUUAAGCAUCACUUCACUAUCAGGAACGUUUAACGGGACCACCAGAGCUUACAUGGAUGGCAUGGAGUGCUGAGCUUUCAAAUGAUAAAGUGGCUGAAACAAAAGUUCUCGAGCGUUGAGAAAGAAGAAUAGCAAUACCAGAAACAAUCUAUCCUAGCAGAGUCUAAGUUGUAUUGCUCUCACGUCUGUAGAAUAAUUCUGUUAAUAGUGUCUAUUUAGUGUUAGUGUAUAUAUCACUGUAUAAAACUAAGAUUGAGACAAGUGUAUUCAUUCAACUAUAUUGAUAUGUUAGCUGGUU